CUCAUCCCACCCCAUCCCAUCAGCAGCAGCGUCCCCUGCUUCCCCUUCUCUCAAGGAGCAGUAGCGGGUGAGGCAAAAGGAUCCGCGUGGGCAUUGUCAGCCGCUGGCACCCCAGUGGCACAGUCAGCACAGAACAAUUGCUUCGCUCGCAUACGCCAACGCGCGCUUGCCGACCCCCCCCCUCGGCUGCAUCGAUUGGAUCUGCCCCUCUCCUCCCCCAGGACCAUGGCAUCGGCACAGGAGAUCGUGUAUGCCCUGCACGAAUUUGAGGCCGAGAAUGCAGACGAAGUUUCGUUCAAGGCGGGCGAUGCGAUCAUCGUCGUCGAAAAGGAUGAUGCAUACGGCGACGGAUGGUGGCAGGGCACAAACGAAAAAGGCGAAAGCGGCCUGUUCCCCUUUAGCUACACAACAUACGACAAGGCGCUCGCAUUAGGAAACAAGGAGGCCGUCGCAUCUACCAACGCUGCCGCCGCCGCAUCAGCCGGUGGUAGCAGCAACAACAUCAACAACAACGCCAAUUCCGCCGGCGCAGGCUUAGCCACAGGGGGGCCUGAGGUGGCCAACGCAUCGGGCGUCACUGCGGACCUCGAUAGCGCCAUCAAUGAGCUGAGGCUCAGUUCCUCGUCGAUACAGAACAGCUCCUCCAUCAGCGGCACCAUCCCCGGCGGCCUGCCGGCGUCCAUGUUCGCCGAUUCUGCAGGAGCGCAGCUGGAAGGAUUCAGCAAGGCGCUCGGUGACGGCGGCGAGGGUCCUGACGCAGCUGCAGGCGGCGCAGAGGACACCAUGUCCAUCGGCGCUGACACCGAGGAAGGCGCCGACGGUGACGACGAGUAUCGCUUACGUUCGGCGGCGCGCGCGGCGCUCGCUGCGAACGCCAAGAAGAGCCUCGCCAGCGCGGGUGCGCAGGAGCGCGCCGAGGAGGAGCGUCGCAAGAGCGCCGCGCUGAAGAGCUUCCAGGAUGAGGAGCGGCGGCAGCGCGAGCUCCUGCUGCAGAAGGACAAGGAGCGCUCGGGGGGAGCCGGGUCCGCCGCCGCGUCCCUAGCCAAGAAGAGCACGUCGGUGCCGUUCGCAGGGCUCGAGAUGAGCGACGAGAGCGAUAGCGAGGGCAGCCUCGGCGACUUUGCGGACGACUUGGGCGCCGACGGCUCCAAGAGUUAUAGCCCGCUCUUUGGGAAUCAGCACGCGGCGCAGAAAAAGCCUCUGCAGAUCGAAUCGCAACAGCAGCAACAGAAUGGACUUUCUUCACUGGAUCGUGAGGAGAGCCUCGCAUCGGCCGCCGCCACAGCGGCCGCAGCGGCCGCUGCGCUCCCGCCGCCUUCGAAUUCCAACGUCAUUCUCGCACAGCAGGGCCAGCAGCAGCGCAGCCUCUCGCCCAUCCCGAGCGCCUCGGGUCACCUCUCCGCGAGCACUACCGGCGGCAGCAUCAGCCGCGGCUCGCCGCAGCUCGGCGCCAGUAAGGACGAGGGUGAGCAGGCCGUCGGCACUCUCGCGUCAGUCUCAUCAGUCGAAAAGUACAGCAGCACCAAUCUGCCGCGCAAGUCGUCCGAUGGCCACUCGAUGCGCCAGCGCAGCGGGACCUUCGACAGCUCCGCGCGCAGCGCCACACCCGGCGGUGGCACCGGCGCGGGCACCGGCACCGGUACGACUGGCACACCCGCGACAUCCGUGGCUGGGGGCACGGCGGUGCGGCCCUCGGGCGACCCAUUCGAGUGGAACAUCGAGCAGGUCGUAGAGUGGGCGCGUAUGAAAGGCUGGGACGAGGCAAACGUCGUCAGCAAGUUUUCCGAGCACGAGAUCUCUGGCGACGUCCUCCUCGAGAUGGACGCCAACAUGCUCAAGGAGAUUGAUAUUCUCGCGUUCGGCACUCGCCAUAAGGUCGCAGUCGCCAUCCGCGAGCUCAAGAAGAGCGUCCAAGACGAAAAGGCUGGCGUCGCUGCUGGUGUUGGCAUCGGACGCGCCCCAAGUCCCGCAUACGGCGCUGCUGCUACGGGCGCCGGUAUGCAGCGAGGAUCGAGCUUCUCACAGGAGCGCGGUGCCGACGGCGGCAGCGGCGGUGCACAGUUCGACCAGCCAAUGCUUUCCUCCGCUUCGCUCGCUGGCUCACAGCUGUUGCAACAGCAGUAUGCCUCAUCAAACUCCGCUGCGGGGAACUUUGGUAUAGGCUUCCCCGGCUCCGGCUCUUCACAAGGUAUGCGCGCAGGCGUGAUGAUGGACAGCCGCAACUUCAGCAACGCGACUGCCCCGCCGCUCGGUGUCGCUGGUGGGUUCUCACCCGAUAUGGGUGCGUACAAUGGCGGUGCUGUCGGUGGCGGUAUGGGUGGUGGCGGUAUUGGAAAUGAUAGAGAGGUGAUGAGCGAUGACGAGAGCGCCAGCGGAUUGCGCAAGUUUGGCAGGAAGCGGCGCACGGUCAAGUCAAGCGAGGAACAGAUGAUAAGUGCACCGCUAGGCUCGCCGCGGAAGCGCGAGUCGGCUGGAUCACGCUCCGUCGGUGCGGGCGAGCGCACGUCUUUCUUCGGCAUCCGUCCUCGCAGUCGCCACGACACAGGAGGGGCUAGCGGAGCAGGUGCCUCCUCUUCUGCUGCGGGUAGCCGCCCCUUCUCACGCUUCGUCCCUAAGCGCCUCGGCGCGCCGAACCAGCCAGACCUUAAGAGCCAGAUUUCCGGACCGACGGGCUCGCCGCAGUACGACGCGGGGGGCGACACUGCACGUCGCUCACGUCUGAGCGCCAACAGCGACGGGGUGCUUGGCAGCGUCGGCCCCACGCCAGGCGAUUGGGGCCAGGUACCUGUCAGCCCGACUGAGGUCAGGGAGGGUUCGGUCAUGUCGCGCAUCAGGCCGGUGGACUUUGAGGGAUGGAUGAAAAAGAAAGGGGAGAGGUAUAAUGCGUGGAAACCGAGGUAUCUCGCGCUCAAGGGUAGCGAUUUGGUCAUCCUGCGGGAUCCAGAAGCCGACAAGAUCAAGGGCUACAUCUCGAUGAAGGGCUACAAGCUUAUCUCGGACGAGAACGUCAACCCUGGCAAGUACGGGUUCAAACUGCUCCACGAGCACGAAAAGCCGCACUAUUUCAGCUCAGAGGAUCCCAUCAUCGUCAGGGACUGGAUGAAGUCCCUGAUGAAGGCUACCAUCGGAAGAGAUCACAGCUUCCCUGUCAUCUCUUCCUACAACAACGCAACCAUCUCCUUGAAGGAGGCUCAACGCAUGAACCCUCCUCCGCGGCCGCCGUCGCCCACAUCGCGAGCCAGGACACAAAAGGCAAGAGCAAGGGAGAACCCGGAUCAGCUGACCGCAAAGGACGCGGCCGUCUUGAUGGGCCUCAGCAGCAACCAGGGCCUCGGCGGGUCUCAGUACCGCUAGCUCAGGCUAGGCUAGGUUAGGCCAGGCGCCUGUCCAAUGUUGGUGGGCCGGGGAGGUUGUCGCACGUUCCAUCAUGGAUUUCUCCGCGGGUUUUCCAGGUGCCUUCUUGUUCACAACGUGGGCCAGAGUGAUACCUCGAUACGGACAUGUUACAGACAACCAAACGUUUUAUGCAUAUUGUGUAUCGUGUGCAAGCCCGUCGAGCGAGGCGCUGCUCUGAGUGGUGCGCGUGCGGGAUCUUACAGGAAUUGCAUUACAGGAAUUGCGACUGCUGAAUGCGGAUACGGACAGGUCCAGCCUCUCAUCAAAUCAAAAAGCCCGAAGA
This is a messenger RNA of Tilletiaria anomala UBC 951, 3679 nucleotides long. RefSeq lists its product as uncharacterized. The transcript is spliced from 5 exons. The coding region runs from base 226 to 3354 and encodes 1042 amino acids. The record is from RefSeq and is a predicted model, not a curated record. NCBI's taxonomy places the organism in Eukaryota, Fungi, Basidiomycota, Exobasidiomycetes, Georgefischeriales, Tilletiariaceae. Gene Ontology annotation, molecular function: protein binding.